Messenger RNA from Fasciola hepatica (liver fluke), 2739 nucleotides. NCBI's taxonomy places the organism in Eukaryota, Metazoa, Platyhelminthes, Trematoda, Plagiorchiida, Fasciolidae. The record is from the annotation of a GenBank genome assembly.
AUGAUACUGGAAUUUCUCUUGCAUCAAUGUAAUCCUCAGGCCGUGACUAUCCUCUGGACAAAGAAUCAGCGUGCACGUAGGAAUCCGUUUCAGCCCAGCUCCGAUCAAUUCACCUAUGUUCCGCUGAUCCUACUGGAAAUCCUCUUGCACCAAUGUAAUCCUCAGGCCGUGACUAUCCUCUGCACAAAGAAUCAGCGUGCACGUUGGAAUCCGUUUCAGACCAGUUUCGAUCAAUUCACCUAUGUUCCGCUAAUCCUUCUGGAAUUUCUCUUGCACCAAUGUAAUCCUCAGGCCGUGACUAUCCUCUGGACAAACAAUGGUCCCCAUAGGACGCCGUUUCAGCCCAGUUUCGAUCAACUCACCUAUGUUCCGCUAAUCCUACUGGAAUUGCUCUUGCACCAAUGUAAUCCUCAGGCCGUGACUAUCUUCUGGACAAAGAAUCAGCGUGUACGUAGGAAUGCGUUUGAGCCCAGUUUCGAUCAAUUCACCUAUGUUCCGCUAAUCCUACUGGAAUUUCUCUUGCACCAAUGUAAUCCUCAGGCCGUGACUAUCCUCUGGACAAAGAAUCAGCGUGCACGUUGGAAUCCGUUUCAGCCCAGUUUCGAUCAAUUCACCUAUGUUCCGCUAAUCCUACUGGAAUUUCUCUUGCACCAAUGUAAUCCUCAGGCCGUGACUAUCCUCUGGACAAACAAUGGUCCCCCCCCCCAUAGGACGCCGUUUAAGCCCAGUUUCGAUCAAUUCACCUAUGUUCCGCUAAUCCUACUGGAAUUUCUCUUGCACCAACGUAAUCCUCAGGCCGUGACUAUCCUCUGGACAAACAAUGGUCCCCCCCAUAGGAAUCCGUUUCAGCCCAGUUUCGAUCAAUUCACCUAUGUUCCGCUAAUCCUACUGGAAUUUCUCUUGCACCAAUGCCGUGACUAUCCUCUGGACAAACAAUGGUCCCUCCCCCAUAGGACGCCGUUUAAGCCCACUUUCGAUCAAUUCACCUAUGUUCCGCUGAUCCUACUGGAAAUUCUCUUGCACCAAUGUAAUCCUCAGGCCGUGGCUAUCCUCUGGACAAAGAAUCAGCGUGCACGUAGGAAUCCGUUUCAGCCCAGCUCCGAUCAAUUCACCUAUGUUCCGCUAAUCCUACUGGAAUUUCUCUUGCACCAAUGUAAUCCUCAGGCCGUGACUAUCCUCUGGACAAAGAAUCAGCCUGCACGUAAGAAUCCGUUUCAGACCAGUUUCGAUCAAUUCACCUAUGUUCCGCUAAUCCUACUGGAAUUUAUCUUGCACCAAUGUAAUCCUCAGGCCGUGACUAUCCUCUGGACAAACAAUGGUCCCCAUAGGAAUCCGCUUAAGCCCAGUUUCGAUCAAUUCACCUAUGUUCCGCUAAUCCUACUGGAACUUAUCUUGCACCAAUGUAAUCCUCAGGCCGUGACUAUCCUCUGGACAAACAAUGGUCCCCAUAGGACGCCGAUUAAGCCCAGUUUCGAUCAAUUCACCUAUGUUCCGCUAAUCCUACUGGAAUUUCUCUUGCACCAAUGCCGUGACUAUCCUCUGGACAAACAAUGGUCCCUCCCCCAUAGGACGCCGUUUAAGCCCACUUUCGAUCAAUUCACCUAUGUUCCGCUGAUCCUACUGGAAAUUCUCUUGCACCAAUGUAAUCCUCAGGCCGUGGCUAUCCUCUGGACAAAGAAUCAGCGUGCACGUAGGAAUCCGUUUCAGCCCAGCUCCGAUCAAUUCACCUAUGUUCCGCUAAUCCUACUGGAAUUUCUCUUGCACCAAUGUAAUCCUCAGGCCGUGACUAUCCUCUGGACAAAGAAUCAGCCUGCACGUAAGAAUCCGUUUCAGACCAGUUUCGAUCAAUUCACCUAUGUUCCGCUAAUCCUACUGGAAUUUAUCUUGCACCAAUGUAAUCCUCAGGCCGUGACUAUCCUCUGGACAAACAAUGGUCCCCAUAGGAAUCCGCUUAAGCCCAGUUUCGAUCAAUUCACCUAUGUUCCGCUAAUCCUACUGGAACUUAUCUUGCACCAAUGUAAUCCUCAGGCCGUGACUAUCCUCUGGACAAACAAUGGUCCCCAUAGGACGCCGAUUAAGCCCAGUUUCGAUCAAUUCACCUAUGUUCCGCUAAUCCUACUGGAAUUUCUCUUGCACCAAUGUAAUCCUCAGGCCGUGACUAUCCUCUGGACAAACAAUGGUCCCCAUAGGACGCCGUUUAAGCCCAGUUUCGAUCAAUUCACCUAUGUUCCGCUAAUCCUACUGGAAUUUCUCUUGCACCAAUGUAAUCCUCAGGCCGUGACUAUCUUCUGGACAAAGAAUCAGCGUGCACGUAGGAAUCCGUUUCAGACCAGUUCCGAUCAAGUCACCUAUGUUCCGCCAAUCAUCCUGGAAUUUCUCUUGCACCAAUGUAAUCGACAGGCCGUGACUUUCCUCUGGACAAAGAAUCAGCGUGCACGUAGGAAUCCGUUUCAGCCCAGUUUCGAUCAAUUCACCUAUGUUCCGCUAAUCCUACUGGAAUUUCUCUUGCACCAAUGUAAUCAUCAGGCCGUGACUAUCCUCUGGACAAACAAUGGUCCCCAUAGGACGCCAUUGAAGCCUAGUUUCGAUCAAUUCACCUAUGUUCCGCUAAUCCUACUGGAAUUUCUCUUGCACCAGUGUAAUCAUCAGGCCGUGACUAUCCUCUGGACAAACAACGGUCCCUCCCCCAUAGGACGCCGUUUCACACCAGUUUCGAUCAAUUCACCUAUGUUCCGCUAA